AUGUCGCACAACACAUCCAAGAAACCCGUCGUGGCGGUGGUCGGCGCCGGCCCUGGCAUAGGCGAAGCGGUAGCCCGCCGCUUCGUCGCAGAGGGCUUCAUCGCCGCGCUCCUCGCCCGGACGGAAGACAAGCUCCAAACAAUGGUCUCAGACAUUGCGAAGGACCAUGGCCCCAACACAUCACGGUACUACAUCACCGACCUGCGUGUGGAGCAAUCCGUGCUCGACAGCUUCGCGAAGAUCCGGUCCGAACUGGGCCCCGUCGAAGUUCUCGUCUACAACGCCGGAGCCAGACGGGUCAACGGCCGUUCGGUCCUCGACACGACCACCGAGGAGUUCGAGAACUUCACCAAAAUCAACCUGUUCGGCGCCUUCUGGUCCACCAAGUGCGUGCUGCCGGACAUGCUCGCCGCGGGGAAGGGCACCGUCAUAUACACCGGGGCCACGGGCGGGCUGCGAGGCAACCCGGGCCUGAGCAGCUUCUCGCCCGGCAAGUUCGGGCUCCGGAGUCUCUCGCAGGUCGUCGCGAGGGAGUAUCAGGAAAGGGGCAUCCACGUGAGCCACAUCAUCGUCGACACGCCCGUCGAUGGGAAGCUGAUCGGGGGCGUGAACAGAAGGAAAUGGGCGAGGGAGGGAGACACGGAGAAACUGGACGACGUCGACGCGCACUUGUCGAGGCCGGCGGAUCUCGCGCACAUCUAUUGGUUUCUGCACACGCAGCCGAGAAGUGCGUGGACACAGGAAUUGGACGUGCGCGCGCAAAAGGUCAGUUUGUUUUCCAAAAUGUAA
Exophiala spinifera is the source of this 789-nucleotide messenger RNA. RefSeq lists its product as uncharacterized. The record is from RefSeq and is a predicted model, not a curated record. Bases 1 to 789 code for a protein of 262 amino acids. The transcript has a single exon. NCBI's taxonomy places the organism in Eukaryota, Fungi, Ascomycota, Eurotiomycetes, Chaetothyriales, Herpotrichiellaceae.